AAAGAACGUCACUCGUUUUCAGAGUGACAGCAGUAAAGGAUGCUAACGUAUACCUUGCUGAGAAUGACUCCGGAAGCAGCAAGGGAAACUACUACCGAUUCUGUAUGGGUUGUUGGUCAAAUUCAAAAUCUGUUAUCAUCGCUUCUGGUACUACCGUGGCUACGCACCAUGGUGCUUUAUUGAGCACUGUCUUUUAUAAUGCGUUUUGGAUUUCUUGGUCCGGUGGCUUAAUUCGAGCGGGGACAGGAGACACCGUCGGGAACAAUGUCAUUAUGAGCUAUUCAACUUCCAGUCCAUACGCGGUCAAAUACAUUCUUCUUCAGACAAAUCAUGGAGGGAGCCCAGGAGAUUGGAGAUUUAUUGCUUCAGAUUUCGAUUGUACACACGAGACGAAUAGCAAGGUAACCGUGCAGAAUAGCGUCACUUCCUGUAACGGAGUCAGUACAUACGCAUGUAACUCUGGAUACAAACAGGUCGCUGGAAACACACAGCGAACAUGUGGAUCAGGAAAAGUUUGGUCCGGACAUCCUUUAAUAUGCUCAGUAUCAACCUGCAAGAUUGAUAUUCUCUUCAUCAUUGAAGCCUCCUACUACACGUCAUCAAUAUACUCAGAAUUAGUUUCGGCAAUCGGCGACAUGGCGGGAAUUUUGAAAAUUUCAACGAAUGACAUACAAGUUGGCGUCAUCAGCUAUGACAACAGCGUGGAUAUUAAUAUAAAAUUCAAUGCAUACUCUUCUGCGUCAUCUCUAGACACUGCCAUUUCAUCCUUAACGAUACCCAGUGCUUCUUCCUCGAUGAAUUUUCAAGAAGCCUUGCGAAACGGAUUCAAUGACUUUUUUGUUUUAUCAAAUGGGAAUAGAUUUGAUGCUUAUAGAUACUUUGUAGUUUUUGCAAAGACUUAUUCCUCCAACGAUGGCGAUGAACUUGGAGAAGUUAUAAGACGAAAUGCCAAAAAUCAACUUUUUGCAAUCGGCGUCAACCCAUCCUCCUCAAUGAUCACCGACUUGAAACUGACAGUGGGGGAUGACAGCCGUUACUUCCAGGUGUCUUCGCCCUCCGGAUUACCUCCCCUUUACAACACGUUAUUAAGUUCGAUUGCUGUAUGUCCGACCACGCCUCACAGUCCUCGAAGUAUCAAUUGCAAAUUAGACAUUGUUUUUAUUAUUGAGCGCUACGGUCUGCGGUAUCUCAAAAGAUUUUUUGCUGGUCUUAUGGAUGACAUACAGGUCUCGUCCGACGGAAUCCGAGUAGGUUUUGUCAUUUACGAUUCAGUAGGAACUAAAAUUUUUGGACUUACGGAUUACACAACCUCAGAGGGUGUUCGAGGAGCCAUUGAAGCAAUUCCUACAGCCGAUAGCUCAUACCACUAUUUAGACAAAGGUUUGCAGGAGGCACAAGACAACGUUUUCACGGCAGCUGGAGGUGAUCGACCUGACGCAAGCAAUUACUACGUUUUUCAAAUAGGGCCCUUCUACAGAAAUACGGAUGCAGUAGCAAGAGAUAUCAGAAGCAGUGGAAAUAAUUUCAUAUUUGGCGUUCAUAUUGGUACUUCGUACGCCUCAGAGUACAAGGCAACGGUAGAUUCUUGUGGAGAUUACUCCAAAUACACGAACGUUAACUAUUAUAACUAUAUAGACAAUAUCAGGGAACAGCUUCUCGGAAAUCUGACUUCGUGUCACAGCAUUACAACAACAACUCCAGGCUGUAAACUGGACAUAGCUUUCAUCAUUGACGACACUACUGCAGUUAGUACCUCAGAGUUCACAGACAUGAAAAGUUUUUUAAAGAGUCUUGUCACUCGUUUGGUGGUCAGCGACACGGCAGUAAGAAUAGGAGUCGUGACUUUUGGUGACGCAGCAGAAACUGCUUUCCCACUAAACCAGUACUCCACUGCCGAUGACGUCAUUACUGGUAUCGCCAAUAUUAACCGAGGAAGUGGAUCGUAUGGUAGAACUUACCGCUACGUGGAUAGAGCACUGGAAUACACACUAACUAAAUUUUUUACCAAGGCAAACGGUGAUCGUUACGACGCUGCUGACUAUUACGUUGUCAUUACACAUAGCUAUUCCUAUGGACUGAAGGCGACGACUUAUGGAUCAGCAUUACGUGCGAUAGCUUCAACUGUUUCUGACAUUUUUAUUGUCGGUGUGUCUAUUACGUCAUCAUCUUAUGACGCUGACUAUCAAGGAGCAGUCAGCGACAACAAAAAAUACAUGGAGGCAACAAACUUCAUAAAUCUCGAGUGUAUCACCGAUAUGGUUGUGUCCAACAUCACCCAGUGUCCACAAUCGAUAAGCACUCCUAGUCCUGUGUCACCGGCUUGCAAGUUAGAUAUAGUGUUUAUCCUGGAAACUUCGACAUACUCCAAAGAUGAAAAGUAUCUAUACCUGAAGAGCUUCUUUUCCAAACUAGCACAACAAAUCAGCGUAUCAUCUGACACAGUCCGUAUCGGUGCCAUCACAUACAACAGGGGAGGAUACAUGGCCUUUGAUCUUCAGACGUACACGACCAGUGAUGACGUCAGUCAUGCUAUACUGAAGAUUCCAGAUUCCACGGAAAAUAGAUUUCUUAUAGACGGUGCCCUGUCGUACGCCAGAUCUACUUUCUUCACUGCCGCUAAUGGAGAUCGCGAGGACGCAGCUAAUUACUAUGUUUUCACCAUAGGUGGAAUUAGAAGCGGUGCGGCAAAACAAGGAGCACUGAUUGCAGAAAACUGGCCGGACACGGUGUUUGCCAUUGAUAUUAACAGUGGAUACGCCGCGGAGUAUGAAAACACAGCUGGUGACAGCAGCCGGUACUUUUAUGCUUCUUCCUAUGAGGACCUGUCAACCAUUGAAUCAUCCGUCCUGUCGGCCAUCAGUGGUUGUCCAGUUCCCACCACCACCACCACGACUACUACCCAGAAAGGCGUCACAACCACAGUGGACGCCUCUCUACAAAACGCCGAUGUCUCUGCCCCAUGUCCAAACAGUUUGUUGUAUCUUUAUCCUGAAGAUUUAACAGCAAACAGUGACGGAGAAAACGGAAAGAUGUACAUUAUGACGGACUUCGUAUUUGCUGCAAGCAGCUGCGCUAGAAUCACUUCUUGGGAAUUUUCCCACUCCAAAUCAGGAUGGAUCGAUUUCAUUGUAUGGAGACCAUCGGGAAGCAAGUAUAAGCUAGUGGCUUACAACAGCAUUUAUGUGGAAGGUGAGAACACGACAACAUAUACCGUUGUUGAAUACGAACGAAUUGCUGUUCUUGAAGAUGACGUCAUCGGAUGGCGCUGUGAAGGUGAUAAUGUAAUCACAAAUGGUGACUGCCUAGGGCCAUGCGCAGAAGGUUAUAAAGCGUCGGCCGGAAGUAUAGAUAAAGGAGACGAGUUUGAUUGGACGAAUUUGGGUACUGCCAUAGCUGGAACUGCUUAUGCCAUAAAAGCGUGUAUGGAAGACAACACAGUGAUUUCGUUUCCAAACCCUACGUACACGGCGAAGAUUCCUGACCACUUAGCUGUUGGUUCCUUUGUUGUUGUGUUAGAGGUAGAGGGCGUGGACUACACUGAAAACGUCACUUUUACUGCCAUGGAACACCCCUCCUAUACGUUCGCCUUGCCAUAUUUCACUGUCGACCAAUCAGGUCAAAUAACGAUAGCAAAAAAGUUAAUGAAAGCUAAUAUUACCAAGGAUUUUGCUAUACUUGUGGAGGCGAAGGAUUCCUGUGAGCACAGUGCGACAGCAACAGUUUUCAUAGAAACACAAAAUAUGCCUCCAGAAAUACUCGGAUUGCCGAAUUCAAUAUCUAUAGAGGAGGAUACCAAUGCAGAUAAAGUUCUGUACUCUACUGAUGUCGUAGAUCCCACUGGGGAUGACGUCUGUUGCACGUUAGAGGGUGUGUCACCACAAACACUAAACUUUAACAUCACGGGGACUGGAAGUGGGUAUCAGGCCAUUUAUUCCGUUAUAACCAGUUCCAAACCUUCGUUUUCUUACAAAGACUUCAAUUCUUACAUAGUGAGAGUUUGUUGUGAUGACAUGGAGGAUAAGUCUACCGGAGUAUUAAUUGUUAAUAUCAAAAAGCCCGUCAAAGAUAGUACUUAUAAACCCCCGGAUUGGUUUGUUCUAUCUGUGGGCAUAUCCUGCAUCCCCAUUUUUCUGAUGGCAAUUUUGGCUUGUGUGGUUUUGGUACAGACGCUUUUCGCCUUGGAGUGAUUACACCAAUUGACCGUUUGACAUGCGGCAUUUGUCAUUAAUAAAUGAAAUAAACUUGGAUGCGGUUGGAAUAUUUUUUUUAUGAACUUUUGUUUAUAAAUAUUCACUAUGAAAUCUGUGAUUGAAGAACUCUGAAAUGUGUCGAUAGAAAGUUCAAACCAAUUCAUUCAGGAAAGGAUAAGUAUGAGAACCUUUCAUAUGAUAUGACGUAAGCGAGAUCAACAAUAAUCUACACGCUUUUAGUCCUUAACUCCAUUAGUGUGAAGACAAGUCAUCUAAUCUGGUUCCAUUACUUAAUGUUUAAUCAAUACCACAAAUCUGGUUAUCUGUAUUGUGCAUGUAUAUAAAUUUUCAGCAAUUUUGCGGGUCUAUCAAAUGCGCAAAAUCUUUAGAAAAAAUACACAUCUUGUCUUUUUACCAGCAGGGCACUGUUCUGUUACACAUGCGUAAUUCUGAAGCAGUUGAACCUAAACUUGUAAACAUUAAUCUAUGGUAUAUGUUCUGUCUUAACAAGUAGUUUCUUUGGAAUUGACAUUAAAAUAGUGAAAUCGAAAAUAUGUGAAAACAUAGAUCCAAGGGGCCGUGUUUACCCAACUCUGUAUUCUCUAUUGCUUGUAGGAGCAAUGAGAAUGAUCACUGUCAAGAAGCUAAAAAUAAGCAGGAGGGAGUGGAUCUAAAACUGUACACAGUAUAGUGUAAUUAGAUAAUUAUAAGCUAUUUAAUUAAGAACAUACACUGUCCAUGCCAAACAGAUACACAUAAUAUAUUGCUGUAUGAUGGGGUAUCAGGUACAAAAAUCUGUAGAAAUGUCCUUUUUUGGUAAAUACAUCGCUAUCUUGACGUCGAUAGAACUUGGGUAAAACUUCAAGAAAUCCUAGGUUCGACAUAGCGAGUUUUCCUUUUAAAGAUAAACUUUUUAGCUCACCUGAGCCGAAGGCUCAAGUGAGCUUUUCUAAUCAAAAUUUGUCUGUCGUCAUCGGCGUCGUCGUAAACUUUUCACAUUUUCAUCUUCUCAAGAACCACUGGGCCAAUUAUAACCAAACUUGGUCAAAAACAUGAGCCAGAAGAGCUGAGAUUUACAUGAAAGCUUCCUGACAUAGUGCAGGUUCAAGUUUAUAAAAAUCAUGGCCUCCAGGGGUAAGUUGGUGCCAGAAUACGGACUAAGGUUUUACAUGCAAAUAUAUAUGGAAAGUCUUCAGAUAUGGGCCAAGGUAAUUCAGGUGAGCAAUGUUGCCCUUGGGCCUCUUGUUACAUGUAGUCAUGGGAGCGGGUGAUAACAUUGAUCGUUGUAUGAACUUCUGUUUGUCAUCUCUUCUAUAUGUUGAGCAAUAAAAACUGUAA
This is a messenger RNA of Ostrea edulis (European flat oyster), 5528 nucleotides long. Its product is annotated as collagen alpha-3(VI) chain-like. Gene Ontology annotation, molecular function: calcium ion binding. The record is from RefSeq and is a predicted model, not a curated record. Gene Ontology annotation, biological process: homophilic cell-cell adhesion. Bases 105 to 4187 code for a protein of 1360 amino acids. Gene Ontology annotation, cellular component: membrane. NCBI's taxonomy places the organism in Eukaryota, Metazoa, Mollusca, Bivalvia, Ostreida, Ostreidae. The transcript is spliced from 18 exons.